Messenger RNA from Trichophyton rubrum CBS 118892, 849 nucleotides. RefSeq lists its product as uncharacterized. The transcript has a single exon. Bases 1 to 849 code for a protein of 282 amino acids. Lineage: Eukaryota; Fungi; Ascomycota; Eurotiomycetes; Onygenales; Arthrodermataceae. The record is from RefSeq and is a predicted model, not a curated record.
AUGGGUGCUGACAUACAGGUACAUAGGUACGGUAUCAACAAUUUUGUGUAUACUGCGAGGAGGCCCUUUCACCCUCGUCACCUUUUUGCUCUUCUUCAUGAUAAAUUCAUCCUUCUCCAACAUAGCGAAGGAGGAGACGAGGACGAAGACAACGAAGGUAACGAAGGUGAUAAAAUGGAUCUGGACGACGACGAGGAGGAGGAUGAAGACACAGAGAAACAGGGUGUGAGCGGGUUUGAACAACCUGAUCCUGCAAUAAUACUUGCAAAUAAGCGUUCACACGCCUUUGGGCCUGUGCUACGCUCCAAGGGAUUCUUCUGGCUUGCAACUCGUCCCCUCCAGUUUGGAGAAUGGAGCCAGGCAGGGGGUAUGUUAACAGUAAGCUGCGGUGGUCCGUGGUUUGCCGAAGUGCCCAGCGAUGCCUGGCCGGAGGAUGAAGACGUCCGCAAAUCAAUUGAAAACGACUUCAAAGGCCCUUGGGGUGACAGAAGACAGGAGCUGGUGUUCAUCGGCGAGGGAAUUGAUAUAGAGAAGAUCACUGCUCUCCUAGACGAUUGUCUGCUCGAUGACAAGGAGAUGGCUAGGUGGGAGCGUGUCAUGGGGAACAAGGAGUUGUCUAGAGACGAGAAAGCAGAACUACUGGGGACUAUGUGGGAAGAUGGCUGGGAAGACUGGCCUUCUUUUGAAAUCGAGGGAGAAGACGAGGACGAGGAGGAUAUCGAGGAGACGAAGCCAAAGCAUUACAUUAGUGAUUAUCUGGGCCCUGCUAAGAAGGACGGCCAUAAGCACCAUCAUCACCACCACCACCAUAAAAAGGGUGAGCACAAAAAGGGUGCAAAGGCUACCUGA